This is a messenger RNA of Papaver somniferum (opium poppy), 1440 nucleotides long. RefSeq lists its product as uncharacterized. Lineage: Eukaryota; Viridiplantae; Streptophyta; Magnoliopsida; Ranunculales; Papaveraceae. The record is from RefSeq and is a predicted model, not a curated record. The transcript has 3 exons. Gene Ontology annotation, molecular function: protein dimerization activity. The coding region runs from base 1 to 1440 and encodes 479 amino acids.
AUGCGAGGUCAGUGGAAUGGGUUACAAGCUUUGUUUCUCAAAGAAUGCAAAUAUGCUUAUUAUGUUCAUUGCUUUGCACAUUGCCUUCAGUUAGCUGUUGUAAAGACAGCUGAAACGAUGGGUCCUAUUUGGAAAUUCUAUUCAAUGUUAACAUCAACAGUUAAUCUCGUUACAGCUUCUUCUCAUCGUUUUGGUGACUUUCAAUCUGCCCAGGAAGAAGAAAUUGAAAAAGGGUUAGCUAAUGGUGAACUUGAGACAGGAAAAGGGGCAAACCAAAUAGGUACUUUGCGUGGUGCUACAGGUACUCGUUGGAGUUCUCAUUAUGGUUCUGGAUGCAGUCUGAUUGAUAAGUUUGAAGCAACUUGUACAACAAUAGAUCAUAUUGGCGCAAGUGAUCCGAACGUGACUACUAAAGUUGGUGAAGCUCAAAGUAUUUAUGAAGAAAUGAGAUCAUUCAGGCUUGUCUUUGUCUUGCAUUUGAUGUAUAAAAUUAUGGGAAUUACUGAAAUAUUAUGCCAAUUCCUACAAAAGAAAACAUUAGACAUUGUUAAUGCUAUGUCUUCAGUCUCAACCACAAAAGCUCUACUUCGAGAAUUGAGAGAAGACGGUUGGGAAGAUUUUAUUACAACUGUGGUUAAAUUUUGUGGUAGAUAUGAUGUUCAUAUACCUAAUAUGGAGGCUCGCUAUAUGGAGGGUACGGGUCGUUCUUGUCAGCAGCGUGAUAAUAUCACAGUAGACCAUCAUUAUCGUGUUGAUAUAUUUAAUGAUACAAUUGAUUGUCAGUUGUUAGAGGUUGAUCGUAGGUUUCCAGAAGACACAAUAGAAUUACUAAUUCUUAGCUCAUGUUUGGAUCCUAGAGAUUCUUUUAAGUCAUUCAAUGUGGAUAGUCUUUGUGAUCUUGCUAAGAAAUUCUACCCUCUGGAUUUCAGUCCGCAACAGGUAUAUAUUUUGAGAAAUGAGUUACAACAUUAUGGCCAUGAUGUAGUUAGAGAUUUGAAUUUUGAGAACUUAUCAAGUGUUUCUGAGUUGUGUCGGAAGAUAGUAGCUACCAAGAAGGCAGAAGCUUACCCAAUGAUUGAUAGGUUGAUUCGUAUUGUAUUGACUCUUCCAGUUUCUACGGCAACUGCAGAAAGAUAUUUUUCAACAAUGAAAUUGGUUAAAACAGUUGCUCGCAACAAGAUGGAAGAAGAUUUUCUUAGGGAUUGCAUGAUGAUCUACAUCGAACGAGAAAUUGAAGGAGCUAUUGAUAUUGAUUCAAUCAUAGAUGAAUUUGACGACAUGUACGAUCGCAGGGGUAUAUUGGUUACCAGUACUACGGAAUUGAUUGUAAUACUCUUGGAAAAGAACCAUGAUAGGUAUGGGAUAUGCUAUCAAGCCUAUAACAAUUUUUCAACAUUUGAAUGGUCUGGAUUGCUUAUUGGAAGUUCAGAAACUCUUUAA